Ostreococcus tauri is the source of this 3099-nucleotide messenger RNA. Its product is annotated as Cation-transporting P-type ATPase, C-terminal. The record is from RefSeq and is a predicted model, not a curated record. The transcript has a single exon. Gene Ontology annotation, molecular function: ATP binding; P-type calcium transporter activity; ATP hydrolysis activity. Gene Ontology annotation, cellular component: membrane. The coding region runs from base 1 to 3099 and encodes 1032 amino acids. Gene Ontology annotation, biological process: intracellular calcium ion homeostasis; calcium ion transmembrane transport. NCBI's taxonomy places the organism in Eukaryota, Viridiplantae, Chlorophyta, Mamiellophyceae, Mamiellales, Bathycoccaceae.
AUGUCGCGCUCGAGCGCGGCGGUGAUGACGCCCGAGAGCGCGGCGGCGGCGCUGGCGUGGCGACGACACGCCGAGAGCGCGCACGCGCUCGAUGCGGCGACGACGUUGGCGCGUUUGGGCGUCCUGGAUGUGCGAAACGGACUGGACGCGAACGACGUGACGCGCCGACGAGAGGCGUGCGGGGCGAACGCGCUGCCGGAAGCGCCGGGACAGUCGUUCGCGUCGUUGGUGCUGAAGCAGUUCGAUGACGCGAUGGUGAAGGUGUUGAUGGCGGCGGCGUGCGUGUCGCUCGGCUUGGCGCUGUGGGACGGCGAACGAGGAACGAACGCGUGGCUCGAACCGGGGGUGAUCGUCGCCAUCUUAAUCGCGAACGCGAGCGUGGGGGUGGCGACGGAGCGGAACGCAGAAAGGGCGAUCGAGGAAUUGAGAAAGUACGAGGCGGAGGUGGCGACGUGCGUGCGGGACGGGGCGCGACGAGCGGUGAACGCGGAGGAGCUCGUCCCGGGCGACGUCGUGGAGAUCGCGACUGGGGAGAAGGUGCCGGCGGACUGUCGAAUCGUGAAGAUACACUCGAAUGUAUUACGGUGCGAUCAGGCGCUGUUGACGGGGGAGAGCGGGAGUGUGGCGAAGACGGAGCGGGCGGUGUCGAUGGGGGGUGAGUGCGUUUUGCAGGAUAAGACGUGCAUGGUGUACAGCGGGACCACGGUCACGGUGGGGAAGGCCACGUGCGUGGUCGUCGGGACCGGGAGUAACACCGCGAUCGGUAAGAUUCAGCACACUCUGGAGGAGACGGAGGAGGAGCUGACGCCGUUGAAGAAGAAAUUGGACGAGCUCGGAAACUUGCUUGGAAAGAUCAUCGCCGUCAUCUGCAUCUUGGUGUGGGUGGUAAACAUCGGACACUUUGCCGAUAAGGCGCACGGCGGGUUCAUUCGAGGGGCGGUGUAUUACUUCAAGAUCGCCGUCGCCCUGGCGGUGGCGGCGAUUCCGGAGGGUUUGCCUGCAGUCGUCACCACGUGUCUCGCGUUGGGCACGCGCCGCAUGGCAAAGAAGAACGCUUUGGUUCGAACGCUACCGAGCGUGGAGACCCUCGGGUGCACGUCGGUGAUAUGUACCGAUAAAACGGGCACUCUGACGUGCAACGUCAUGACGGUCAUGCGAAUGUGUGUCGUAGAAAAUCCUGGCACGGCAGAGGUGAGCAGUUUCGCCAUUCGAGGCGAGGCGUUUGCACAACGAGGAGAAGUUCUAGACUCGCGCGGAUUGGUCGUGAACGAGCCAGCCAGCGCUGCGGCGAUCGCUCACAUCGCGAUUUGUAGCUCUCUGUGCAACGAAUCGUCGCUGAGAUACGACAAGAAGGAUGGGAAUUUCCAGAAGAUUGGCGAAGCGACUGAGAUUGCGCUCCGGGUGCUCACCGAGAAAAUCGGUCUUCCAUCGAGGGUAGAGGGCGAAAUGAGGGAUGGGGAGAACGACAUGCGGUGUACUGAUCACUGGGAGAGAGCGUACACGAAGCUCGCGACGGCUGAGUUCACGAGCGAGCGGAAGCGUAUGUCGACUCUGUGCUCUGGUCCAAACGGCGAAAGCGUUCUCUUCGUCAAGGGAGCGCCUGAAAAUAUCCUAGCGAUCUGCACGUCAGUUUUGUCAAAUCGAAACGGUCGCGUGGAGAGGAUGUCUGAUGGUGUCAGGGAGGUGAUGUUGGCACAAAUUAAUAGUUAUGCCGACGACGCUCUUCGCGUAUUAGCCCUGGCAAUGCGUCCGGUUCGUCGUGGACAGGAAACGUGCUCUGAGGACGACGAAAGUGACCUCACGUUCAUCGGCAUCGUCGGUAUGAUCGAUCCUCCUCGACCAGAGGUCAAAUAUUCGUUACAGACGUGCAAGGACUCCGGCAUUCGCGUCAUCAUGGUCACUGGCGACAACAAACAUACCGCCGAGGCGAUUGCGUCUCAAAUCGGACUCAAUGACGCAAUCGACCCGUUCACCGGUGAUGCCGCACCGAACGGCUUCAAGGGGCGCUCGUUCACGGGCGCAGAGUUCGAGGCGAUGAGUGUUGAGCAGAGAGAGGAGGCCGCACGAGUGAUGUGCGUGUUCUCGCGGGUCGAACCAACGCAGAAGAGUAAGCUUGUCGAGAUCCUGAAACGCCAAUCAAAUAUCGUCGCCAUGACGGGCGACGGAGUGAAUGACGCGCCGGCGCUCAAAUGCGCGGAUAUUGGUAUCGCCAUGGGUAGCGGCACCGCCGUAGCGAAGGGAGCAUCCGACAUGGUGCUCGCAGACGACAACUUCAGCAGCAUUGUCGAAGCCGUCGCCGAGGGGAGGGCGAUUUACAACAACACGAAACAAUUCAUUCGCUAUAUGGUGAGCUCGAACAUCGGUGAAGUCGUUUGCAUUUUCAUUGCAGCUGCGCUCGGGUUUCCGGAAACUCUCGUACCGGUGCAACUACUGUGGGUCAACCUUGUCACGGAUGGAUUGCCCGCCACGGCUCUCGGGUUCAACCGCGCAGAUGUAGACAUCAUGCAUCAGCGACCGAGAAGCCCGCAUGAACAAAUCGUCGAUCGAUGGUUGUUGAUUAGAUACGUCAUCAUUGGCUUCUACGUGGGCAUGGCCACUGUCGGAUCGUUCGGAUGGUGGUUCAUGACGUAUGAGGGUGGUCCACGACUUACAUGGGCUCAGCUCACGAGUGGAUCCAACUGCAUCGGUGAUGCGUGUGAAACGUUCAAAGAUCGACAUCCCAGCACGAUGGCAAUGUCAACACUCGUCUUGAUUGAGAUGUUCAACGCUCUGAACUCUCUGAGCGAGAACAAGUCUCUGCUCACGCACCCGCCGACAACGAACGUGUGGCUCCUCUUCUCCAUCGUCUUCAGCAUGGGUCUCCACUUCAUCAUCAUGUACGUCCCAUCCUUCGCCAAGACGUUCACGAUCACGGCUCUGAAUUACGAUGAGUGGAUGGCUGUGUUUUGGUUCUCCAUUCCCGUCAUAUUCAUCGACGAGUUCUUGAAGUAUAUCACUCGCUCGCAUCGCACCGCCAUAACGUUAUGGCUUAAGCGGGGCAGACGUAAGGGCGAUCUUCUCCCUCGAUCGCGAAGCUCUUCGAGGGCUAACAAGCUCUAG